AUGUCAGUCAUUACUCCAGAGAAUUGUAAUAAAGUGCUACAGCUCGUCAAGGAUAAUUUUCCCGAGGGAGAAGGAUUCGGCAUUCAAAUUGUUAAGCUGAUGAAGUUCACUCAUGUCAGAAAUGAUAACGGAACUCAAGUAGUCACACUAUCAGUUCCUACUCAACCAUGGAUGCAGAACAAUUAUGGUAUUGUUCAUGGUGGUUGUACUGCUACUCUACUGGAUUAUAUUACAACUUAUGCCUUUAUCGCACAUGAAAAAUACUGGAAGGACUUUGAAGAAGACGACUAUGCCCUUGUGGUUGGCCAAGCGAUUCAAGAGUUUGGUCUCUCUCGACACAUUUCUACACAAUAUUUAUCUGCCAUUCCUAUAGGAAUUGAGCUAUUCUGUGAGGUUCGUUUAGAGUCAUCUACAAGUAGAUUCACUCAUACUUCAUGUCGAUUCCACGACGCUAGCGGCAAGAUAUAUGCCACUGGCACCCAUGACAAGGUCAAACAGGUCAGCAAGAGAUUAUCCAAGUUAUAG
Sugiyamaella lignohabitans is the source of this 525-nucleotide messenger RNA. RefSeq lists its product as uncharacterized. Bases 1 to 525 code for a protein of 174 amino acids. Gene Ontology annotation, molecular function: fatty acyl-CoA hydrolase activity. The transcript has a single exon. NCBI's taxonomy places the organism in Eukaryota, Fungi, Ascomycota, Dipodascomycetes, Dipodascales, Trichomonascaceae. The record is from RefSeq and is a predicted model, not a curated record.